AUGUUGGUUUUAUUUGAAACCCCAGCCGGCUACGCCAUUUUCAAGCUUCUGAAUGAGAAGAAACUCUCUAAAACUGAAGAUUUGUAUGAAGAUUUUGAAACUCCUGAGAAAGCCAGUAGCAUAGUAAAAUUGAAACACUUUCGAAAAUUCACUGAUACAGCUGAAGCAUUAGCCGCAACAACUGCUGCUGUUGAAGGCAAAUUAUGCAAAACUUUAAAGAAGGUACUGAAGAAAGUUGUGUGUCCAGACUUGAAAGAGCAGUUAUUAGUCGCAGAUGCAAAAUUGGGAAAUGCUAUCAAAGACAAGUUUAGCAUCAGCUGCGUAUCAAACAACAAUGUGCAGGAACUGAUUAGGUGCAUCCGAUCUCAAACUGAGAGUCUGUUAUCAGGAUUGACACAGAAAGAAUUCACAGCCAUGGCUCUUGGUUUAGCUCACAGUUUAUCCCGGUACAAGUUGAAAUUCAGUCCAGACAAAGUAGAUACCAUGAUUGUUCAAGCUGUUGGUCUCUUAGAUGAUCUGGACAAGGAGCUAAAUAAUUACAUAAUGAGAUGUCGAGAAUGGUAUGGCUGGCACUUCCCUGAGCUUGGAAAAAUUAUUACAGAUAAUAUUGCAUUUGUUAAAGCAAUCAAAGUAAUCGGAACUAGAGAAAACACAGCAAACACUGAUCUCUCUGAUAUUCUACCUGAGGAUGUUGAAGAAAAAGUGAAAGAAGCUGCUGAAAUCUCAAUGGGUACAGAAAUUUCAGAAGAUGAUAUCCUCAACAUUCAAAAUUUAUGCGAUCAGAUCAUUGAAAUUUCCUCCUAUCGGAACCAACUGUACGAGUACUUGCAAUCUCGUAUGAUGGCUAUCGCCCCAAACCUUACAGUUUUAAUGGGUGAACUGAUAGGAGCCAGACUUAUCUCCCAAGCAGGUUCCCUUGUGAAUCUUGCCAAACAUCCAGCUUCAACACUCCAACUUCUCGGUGCUGAAAAAGCUCUUUUUAGGGCUUUGAAAAUGAAGAGGGAGACCCCCAAGUAUGGGUUAAUCUACCAUGCAACUCUCAUUGGUCAAGCCAGCACCAAGAAUAAGGGAAAGAUGGCGCGUAUGUUGGCGGCCAAAGCGGCACUAGCGACCAGAGUUGAUGCCCUGGGUGAGGAUAUCAAUGUUGAUCUUGGUGGUGAGCAUCGUAGCAAAUUAGAAGCAAGGCUCCGGUUAUUAGAGGAAGGAAAUCUUCGGCGCAUCAGUGGCUCAGCCAAAGCCAAGACCAAGUUUGAAAAAUACCAUGUCAAGAGCGAAAUUAAGGAAUAUCCAAGCACAUCCGAUUCGACCAUACCAGAAAAGAAAAAAAGGAAACAUUCCCAAGCAUUUGCAGAAGAAGAAACUGAGGACGUGAAGCCCAAAAUAAAGAAAGAAAAGAACUAGGCAUUUGACAUAUUUUUAGAAUUUGAUUUUUAAUUUUUAUAAAUCCUGUUGGACUAUGUUGUCUCUGAAACAUAAACAAUCAAUGUUGUGUAUGAAUGUAAAUAUAUUAAGUCUCCAAUAAAUGGAGUUUUUUCACUGACA
This is a messenger RNA of Bemisia tabaci, 1542 nucleotides long. It is a transcript of the gene nop5, whose product is annotated as nop5 ribonucleoprotein. Gene Ontology annotation, cellular component: box C/D methylation guide snoRNP complex; small-subunit processome. The record is from RefSeq and is a predicted model, not a curated record. Lineage: Eukaryota; Metazoa; Arthropoda; Insecta; Hemiptera; Aleyrodidae. Gene Ontology annotation, molecular function: snoRNA binding.